UAGACACCCUCCAAAUACAGAGGCUGAGAGAGAAAUUGGAAGCGAAUCCAAAAAAAGACUUUGCAAACUAAAAAGAAGUAGUGCUAAAAGGAAGUAGGCAAAGGGCUACAUGUAGUCAUGGCUCCUUGGACGAGGACCACAACAGAGCGGUACGGUGUAGGAGAAAAGCAGCUUUCCCUUGAGGUAGGAGAUGCGGUCCAAAUCCAGGAGGUCUGUGAUGGAUGGUACAGAGGCCACCUGGUCAGGAACAAAGUCGUGUGGGGAGUGUUCCCUGCCAGUUUUGUCCAUCUUAGGGAGGUUGUCGUUGAAAAACGAGGAGGAGAGGAGGUUGUGCUGUCUGCAGAGAUGCCCUUGGUGAAAGAGGUGACCACCACUUUGAGGGAGUGGGGAAGCAUAUGGAAGCAGCUCUUCGUGGCCAACAAGCGGACGCGUGUGAAGCAGGUCCAGAGGCUGAUGUGUGAGCUUAUGGAGUGGCGUUCCCAGCUCCUGUCUGGCACUCUGCCUAGUGACGAAUUCAAGGAGCUCAAGCAAAAAGUCACCUCGAAGAUUGACUAUGGCAACAAGAUCCUGGAGCUGGACCAAGUGGUGAGAGACGAGGAUGGGAACAUCUUGGACCCCGAACGGGCAAACGUCAUCAGUCUUUUUCGGGCCCACGAGGAGGCUACAGCCAAGAUCAAUGAGCGCAUCAAAGAGGAGCAGUCCAACAUCCAGACGGACCACAGCGGGAUCUCCGCACGGAUCCAGUCGUCCCCCACCCACAGCCUCUACGUGUUUGUCAGGAACUUUGUCUGUCGCAUUGGAGAGGACUCGGAGCUCUUCAUGUCCCUAUACGACCCUGUCAAACAAGCCAUUAUCAGUGAGAACUACUUAGUUCGCUGGGGCAGCAAAGGAUUCCCGAAGGAGAUUGACAUGCUGAACAACCUGAAGGUUGUCUUUACAGACUUGGGAAACAAGGACCUGUGCAGAGAGAAGAUUUAUCUGAUCUGUCAGAUAGUGAGAGUGGGCAGGAUGGACCUAAAAGAGACUUUGAACAAGAAGUGCACCCAAGGCCUGAGGCGGCCCUUUGGGGUGGCAGUGAUGGACAUCAGUGAUAUCAUCAAAGGGAAGAAUGAAUGCGAUGAAGAGAAGCAGUUCUUUAUCCCAUUCUUCCCGGUAGUUGCUGAGAAUGACUUUCUACACUCCUUGCUGAACAAAGUGACAGCGUCACGAGGAGACAGUGGCGGGCAAGGUCUGUGGGUGACUUUGAAGACUCUGGUCGGGGACAUAGUUCAGAUCCGGAAGGAAUACCCUCACCUGGUGGACCGCAGCACCGUGGUGGCCCGCAAGCUGGGCUUCCCGGAGAUCAUUAUGCCGGGAGACGUGCGCAACGACAUCUACCUCACCUUACAGGGCGGCGACUUCGACAAAUACAACAAGACGACACAGAAAAACGUGGAGGUCAUCAUGUGGGUCUGCGAUGAGGAGGGCAAGGUCAUACAGAACUCCAUCUGUUUGGGCGCAGGGGAUAAGGCGGUCAGUGAGUACAGAUCCGUCAUCUACUACCAAGUCAAACAGCCCCGCUGGAUGGAGACAAUUAAGGUGGCUGUUCCCCUGGAAGAAAUGCACAGGAUUCAUUUACGCUUCAUGUUCAGACACCGCUCUUCCCAGGAGUCCAAGGACAAGAGCGAGAAGAACUUUGCCAUGGCCUUUGUGCGUCUGAUGAAGGACGACGGGACAGUUCUGCAAGAUGGACUGCAUGACCUUGUAGUCUUCAAGGGUGACAGCAAGCGCAUGGAAGACGUGAACUGCUACCUCUCACUGCCUUCGACCCGCAACAACCACAGCGACAACCACAAGGGGUCAGUGCUGAGUCGCAGCUCCAGCAACGUGUCCGGGAGUGGAGGCCUGUCCGUCAGCUCCAGAGACAGCUUCUGCACCUCCACCCUGGUCUGCUCCACCAAGCUCACCCAGAAUGUGGGCCUGCUGGGGCUGCUCAAGUGGAGGAGUCGACCCGAACUCCUCAAAGAAAACCUUGAGAAACUCAAAAUGAUUGAUGGAGAGGAGGUGGUCAAGUUUCUGCAGGACACUCUGGAUGCCUUGUUCAGCAUCAUGAUGGAACACUCUCAGACUGACGACUAUGACAUACUUGUUUUUGACGCCUUGAUAUACAUCAUAGCUCUGAUUGCUGAUAGGAAGUUCCAGCACUUCAACACAGUGUUGGAGGCCUACAUCAAGCAGCAUUUCAGCGCUACACUCGCAUACAA
This is a messenger RNA of Notothenia coriiceps (black rockcod), 2243 nucleotides long. RefSeq names its product dedicator of cytokinesis 2 (gene dock2). The record is from RefSeq and is a predicted model, not a curated record. Gene Ontology annotation, molecular function: small GTPase binding; guanyl-nucleotide exchange factor activity. NCBI's taxonomy places the organism in Eukaryota, Metazoa, Chordata, Actinopteri, Perciformes, Nototheniidae. The transcript is spliced from 20 exons. Gene Ontology annotation, biological process: small GTPase-mediated signal transduction; cell migration; myoblast fusion. Gene Ontology annotation, cellular component: cytoplasm; plasma membrane. The annotation marks the transcript as partial.